AGUGCAACUAUAUACGUUCGAACAGCAAAAUCUGUAAGACAUGACAUUGACUUCAAAAUUUCAUUCCUGAGAACACCUAGUAGACUGACCUGAAAGGCAGCCCUGUUACCUGAGAGAUGUCGGACAAAGAAGGUACAUACUCCAUUAAAGCUUUAUCUGCCGUUGAAGAUUGCUUUGAACGAGUAACUGGGCCCUGGGGAUUCAAAGAGAUGAAUGAGAACAUGGACCGACCUCUAAACUCAUCUGUUGAUACGCUGUUCAACAAUGCACAAACAGACCUCAACGGUGGAGAGACAAAGUGGCGCGGGGAAGCAGGGUUGCAUAAGGGUGAAUAUGAGCGCAGCGUGUUAAGGGCAAAGGCUGAGUUGCCCAACAUCAAAGCUGGUAUUGGGGGAUCGAUGGAAAAAGGAUAUAGUGGGCACAWUGACUACGCAUUAGGGAAGGCUGAAAUAGACAUGGGCGUGUUGAAGGUGGAGGGCAGCUUGCCCAGCGCUAGUGGUGCUUUUCAGGCAACAACCGAUGGAGCAAAGGUAAUGCUCAAGGUCAAAGGUGCCUCUGCAUCCGUUGGUCCGGUGAAGUGGCCAGUGGCAGUUGAUACAGGCUUUGAAGUAGGCAAGGAUGGGGUCACUGUACAAGUUCUGGGUACAGGCGUCUCUSUCAAGGAUGGAAAUGUGGGUCUUUCUCUCUUCGGCAGCAAGUUGGAGUUCAACCUCUCGUGAAACACCACCGCUCAGAGCUCAGAGGUCCACUGCUUUGGAGACUGUAUUCAUUCCACCUGUUAAGUUCUCCUACAGCCUACAGACAAGGCUUCAGGGCCAUAUAUGUGCUUGGUUACUUUUACACUCUUAAUGAAAACAGCUGUAUGUAUUGUACUUAAUAAGUGGACUGUAAACCCAGGCCCUGCAGCCCCCAGCACCAGUCCCAUUCUCCAGGCGCUCUCAUUUGUUAACUUCUGUAACCGU
Messenger RNA from Salvelinus sp. IW2-2015, 962 nucleotides. The record is from RefSeq and is a predicted model, not a curated record. Lineage: Eukaryota; Metazoa; Chordata; Actinopteri; Salmoniformes; Salmonidae.